UUUGGCAAACACUCGAAAUCUGUCUGACACGACCGCCACCGUGGACAUGGCUCUUCGCGUCUUUCGCUCCAUCGACAUCCUCCGCGAAAUGUGGGAGUUCCAAAGUGGAUAUUAUCAUGACAUGCUCCCCUUCCUCGGACUCAAACUUCUACCUCGUCCAGUGUGGCAGUACUCGUUGCGAACGAGCUCUGCCGCAAUCGACUUGGACCCGCCGCAUGCCUUGCUCUCCGCUUGGUACGAAGUUUAUGGCGUCGACCGGCUGUCGCAGCUAAUGCGCUCGCUCCCAUACAUGAGAGAAAUUGUGCUCGCCGACGCUAUUGCGUUUGGAUUCAUUCCCGUCUUGGAAUCGCUGAACUUAAUCGAGUCACUGGCGAAGUGCAUUGACAACGGCCACUUGUGUCUCGCAGCAGCAUAUGGACACGUCGCUGUCAUGCACUUUUUGAACAAUUGCCCUUUUGGAUGGACGCCCGACGUCAUGGACUGUGCUGCAGCGUACGGACAACUGGAAACCGUGCGGUGGUUGCAUGAAAAUCGAUCGGAAGGUUGUACCGUGAAUGCAAUGCACAAUGCAGCGCACGAGGGCCACCUAUCUGUUGUGGAAUUUCUCCAUUUUAAUCGAUCUGAAGGCUGUGGUGCUCAAGCGAUGGACUUGGCAGCAUCGAAUGGACACCUCCAUGUCGUGCAGUGGCUUCACAAAAAUCGCACUGAAGGCUGCACUGUCGAAGCCAUGGUAUGGGCCGCGGGCAACGGACAUCUAGAUAUCGUGAAGUGGUUGCAUGAGAACCGGCCUGAAACUAGCUUCGCUCCCAAUGCGAUCGUCUUUGCCGCCGAGUUCGGACAUUUGAAUGUUGUGAAGUUCUUGUUCGAGGAUCAUCUUGAUGGCCAUAAAGAGAAACCAUUCCUGGCGUAUUUGGCCAUGAAUGCAGCUGCAAAGGCAGGUAACGACGAUAUCGUGUGGGCGCUGUGGCAAGAAACCAAAGCGAAGCGAAGUAAUCUGUUGCGGCAAGCCAAGGAAGCUGGACAUUCGGACUUCAUUCAAUGGCUGCGGCAGGUUUCUGUUCGACAGCGUGCCAGCGCAAUGCACAAUAAUCAGAGCAUCGUGCCCGAGUCGAGCAAGAUGGGCAUGGAAGACACCGCGUAGAUGGAUUUGCGCAAACUAGGCAGGAAAGUGUGGUAUGUGACUCGAAGCCUCGCCAACGCUCCUAACCAAUAUAUAUCGUCUUGCAA
Molecule: messenger RNA, 1227 nt
Organism: Aphanomyces invadans
Lineage: Eukaryota; Oomycota; Saprolegniomycetes; Saprolegniales; Verrucalvaceae
Exons: 1
Coding region: 47-1141 (364 amino acids)
Molecular function (GO): protein binding
Source: RefSeq, a predicted model, not a curated record